This is a messenger RNA of Apodemus sylvaticus (European woodmouse), 1877 nucleotides long. RefSeq names its product myristoylated alanine rich protein kinase C substrate (gene Marcks). Bases 86 to 1015 code for a protein of 309 amino acids. The record is from RefSeq and is a predicted model, not a curated record. The transcript has 2 exons. NCBI's taxonomy places the organism in Eukaryota, Metazoa, Chordata, Mammalia, Rodentia, Muridae. Gene Ontology annotation, biological process: central nervous system development; actin filament organization. Gene Ontology annotation, cellular component: actin filament bundle; plasma membrane; cytoplasm. Gene Ontology annotation, molecular function: calmodulin binding; actin filament binding.
UGCUGCUCGCCCCGUCGUUACACCAACCCAAGGCUCUUUGUUUCCUCUCUUGGAUCUGUUGAGUUUCUUUGUUGAAGAAGCCAGCAUGGGUGCCCAGUUCUCCAAGACCGCAGCGAAGGGAGACGCCGCCGCCGAGAGGCCCGGGGAGGCGGCCGUGGCCUCGUCGCCUUCCAAAGCAAAUGGGCAGGAGAAUGGUCACGUAAAAGUGAACGGGGACGCGUCGCCCGCCGCCGCCGAGCCGGGCGCCAAGGAGGAGCUGCAGGCCAACGGCAGCGCCCCGGCCGCCGACAAGGAGGAGCCCGCGAGCGGCGCUGCCGCGACCCCCGCCGCGGCCGACAAGGAUGAGGCCGCCGCGGCCACCGAGCCGGGCGCCGGCGGGGCCGACAAGGAGGCCGCCGAGGCCGAGCCCGCCGAGCCCGGCUCCCCCGCCGCCGAGGCCGAGGGCGCGUCCGCCUCCUCCACGUCGUCGCCCAAGGCGGAAGACGGGGCCGCGCCGUCGCCCAGCAGCGAGACCCCGAAAAAAAAAAAGAAGCGCUUUUCCUUCAAGAAGUCCUUCAAGCUGAGCGGCUUCUCCUUCAAGAAGAGCAAGAAGGAGGCGGGCGAGGGCGCUGAGGCGGAGGGCGCGACCGCCGACGGCGCCAAGGACGAGGCCGCAGCGGCUGCAGCGAGCGGCGAGGCGGCCGCGGCCCCCGGGGAGCAGGCGGGCGGGGCGGGCGCCGAGGGCGCGGCGGGCGGAGAGCCCCAGGAGGCCGAGGCAGCGGAGGCCGAGCAGCCGGAGCAGCCCGCGGCGGACGAGCCGCAGGCCGAGGAGCCGUCGGAGGCCGCGGGGGAGAAGGCGGAGGAGCCCGCGCCGGGCGCCACCGUGGGCGACGCGCCCUCCGCUGGGGGGCCGGAGCAGGAGGCGCCCGCAGCCGCCGCCAGCGACGAGGCCGCGGCGUCUGCAGCCCCCGCCGCGUCGCCGGAGCCGCAGCCCGAGUGCAGUCCGGAGGCGCCCCCAGCGCCGGCGGCCGAGUAAGCUCCCGCGCCCUCCCGUAAUUCAAGAACUUUUCCCCCCAGUUUGUUUGUUGGAGUGGUGCCAGGUACUGGUUUUGGAGAACUUGUCUACAACCAGGGAUUGAUUUUAAAAGAUUUUUUUUUUAAUUUUACUUUUUUUUUUUUAAGCAGCAAAUUUUGUUCUUUUUUUUUUUUUAAGCCCCCUUCCCCCACAGAUCCCAUCUCAGAUAGUUGUUACCACCAUUCCGACAGGCGGAGGAUGGUUUAGACAGCUUCCUCUGCCUUCUUUCUUUUCUUUACUUUUACUUUUUUUUUUUUUGCAUCAGUAUUAAUGUUUUUUGCAUACUUUGCAUCUUUAUUAAAAAUAUGUAAACUUUCUUUGUCAGAUCUAUGGACAUAACCCAUAUAUGAAGGAGAUGAGUGGGUCAAAACGAAUAUCAAAUGAAGUGAUAGGGGCCACUAUGGGUAAUUGAAAUAGCGCAUAACAUUGCCAAGAUACUAUGCCACUAAAAAUCAUGGUGGGUGUAAAGGCUUAGGGUUUUCUUUCUUUCCUUUUUUUUUUUUCAAAGAAAAGUUACUAUGAUGUAUUUUGUGAGGCAGGUUUACAACACUACACGUUUUGAAUAAGAAGGAAAGAGAAAAAAAAUAAAAACACCAAUACCCAGAUUUAAAAAAAAAAAAAGAUCAUAGUCUUAGGAGUUCAUCUAAACAUAGGAACUUCUUGCUUAUCUCCUGUUAGCUGUACCAGUCAGUGAUUGAGUAGAACUACAACUUGUAUAGGUUUUAUUGUUUAUUGCUGGUUUAUGACCUUAAUAAAGUGUAAUUAUGUAUUACCAGCAGGGUGUUUUUAACUGUGACUAUUGUAUAAAAAAAAAAAAAACAAA